Messenger RNA from Agrilus planipennis (emerald ash borer), 1451 nucleotides. RefSeq names its product leucine-rich repeat-containing protein 34-like. The record is from RefSeq and is a predicted model, not a curated record. The transcript has 5 exons. Bases 50 to 1369 code for a protein of 439 amino acids. Gene Ontology annotation, molecular function: protein binding. NCBI's taxonomy places the organism in Eukaryota, Metazoa, Arthropoda, Insecta, Coleoptera, Buprestidae.
CAUGUAAUUGCUGUCACUGAUGACAUUCGCUUGGUAAUAAAAAUCGAAAAUGUUUGGAGAAAAGUUAACAGAACUUUUUAUGCUGUUGUUUUGUGAAAAAAAUUCCGAUGGUACAAGGGUUUUGCGCCUAAAGGGUAGAGAUCUGUUUCAAAGAACCGGAAAACGUAUUGGAGAUGGAGACAUGUACAAUAUCACUCAAUUUUUGCGUAAAUAUCCGGAAGUGAUCAAACUGGAUUUGUGUUACAACGAAAUUGGCGAUGACGGAAUGCACGUCUUUGUAGAAGAGUAUUUAUCCUUCGAAAACAAUUUGUUGCAUUUGAAUUUAGUCGGAAACAAUAUCGGAUACGUGGGAGUUGCUCGCAUUUGUUGUAUGGCCUCGACUUUAAAGCUGAAAAGUUUAAGAUUAGGGGGAAAUAAAAUUGGCGGACAGGGUGGCAUGUACGUUUCAAAAAUGUUAGAAAAAACCAGCAGUUUGGAAUACGUCGACUUGGGCGAUACCGACAUGAAUUUAGGAGGAUUCAUGCACAUUAUGGGAGUUAUUCGUCACGACAGAGGCGUAAACAAGACACUUAGAAUAAUAGAUUUUUCUCGAUUAAUAUGCACCUGCAAAAGUUAUCAGUUAGAUUCAGCACAUCUAGCCGAAAAUUUGGGCGACAUGCUAAAAGUAACCCCUACACUUCUCGAACUUCACGCACAAAAAAACGAAUUAGAUGGACACGAUAUAGAACUAAUGUUGAUCGGAAUGAGCAAAAAUAAUACGCUUUUGCUGUUAGACAUUGGGUUCAAUCGAUUCGGAGACCACGGAAUAGAAUUGUUAGCUAAUUGGUUGAAAGAAAAACCGGCGCUUGUCGGAUUAAAUGUUGCAGGAAGCGGAAUUAAGAAUACGGGAGCCAGAGCCCUGAGUUUCGGACUGCCGUUUUCAAAAGUAAAACUGCUGGACAUAACUUUUAACAAAAUAGAAAAUCGUGGCAUGUUGGACAUUCUGAACUCUAUUAAGAAACCUUACCCGAUGCGUUUGUUUUAUAUUUGGGGCAAUCCUAUAUCAGAGCCGUCUCUAAAGAUAAUCCAGAGAAUGUUAAGAUCCGGCGUGCUUAUUCAAGAUUAUAUGGAUAUCAGGUUGUACACCGUCGAUGGGGUUAUUUAUCACGCCUUUCAUCCGGUUGACCACUUCAAGCAAAAAUAUUACUGUGUAAUGGAUCACGGGUGUCCGGUAUUUCUUAAAAUACGUAGGAAUAUAAUAGAAGACCCGUACGCUCAACCAAGGGCUUUGAUUAAGUUCAAACAUUACCCCAGAAUUCCAGGCGCUAAUUUUAAUUUGUCCCCAAAGCCUCCUAUCUGCGAUCCCAAGUCACCUUCAACUUGUCUUUAGUGAAAAAGUAUGCAUACGUAUGUAGUAGAUGUUGUUAUAAUUAACUGAUUUUAAUAAAAAUUUUGUAGUUGUAGAAUAAGUA